UUCAGGUUUGCGAAAUCUUCGGCCAUUUUGUGCAGUCCGAGCAAACCGCGGUGGACAAAUUUCAAUCUUUCGACGUUUUUUCUUGCUCAAGAGCGCUCGUUAGACCACGAAAAAUAACGACUGUCGCCGAGAGUUUCAGAGGUUUAGGUGUUUAGGGACAUUCAGUAAUCAGAAAUGGCUGAUUUUGACCAGUUCAGUGCGGAGCCAACCCACGAAUCGUACGACAACGAUUUCGAGCGGUUGGAGCCCGAUUCCGCGGAGGGGAAGAUGGCGGGAGAAAACCCCGAGGAAGAUCUGUACUCGGCAGACCCGUCUCAGGUUCCAACGGGCGAGCUAUUGUCCUUCGGUGACAACCCACCGACGACAGAAACAUCCCAAGGUGGAUUCGAUGCGGGUUUCGGGAAUCCCAUCCCAGAGGCCGCGCCCGAUUCGACGAGUUACGAGCCCGACAGCACGCCUCAAGCCCCGAGCGAUCCGUGGGCGGCUGACCCCGUGGAACCAGAGCCUACAGCGCCUGCCGCCCCGGUACAAACGGAGCCUGAACCAUCAGAACCAGUCAAAGAAUAUGAACCAACACCAACCCCACCUAGCUCACCGGCAUUUGGUGCCCUGAUUGAUCCCUCCAAGAUCGACCCUAGAGAAGGAUUAUCCGUGGUGGAGCUGAUCUACUGGCGAGACCCUAAGAAGACGGCCCCAGUCUUUGCCAGCGUUCUCCUGGUCCUGCUGGCCCUCAGCAUGUGUUCCUUCAUCAGUGUGGUUGCGUAUCUUCUCCUGGCUGUUAUGACUGUUACGAUCAGUUUCCGCGUCUACAAGACUGUCAUGCAGGCUGUGCAGAAGACUGGCGAAGGAAACCCCUUCAAGGCCUACUUGGAUCAGGACAUGACUCUGUCCAAAGCCCAGAUUGAGAAGUACACUGACAAGGUGAUUGAUCACAUCAAUGCUCACAGUGGCUGCCUGCGACACCUGCUGCUAGUGGAAGAUCUCGUUGACUCUAUCAAGUUUGCCGUUGUGCUGUGGCUGUUGACCUACGUGGGAGCCUGGUUCAACGGACUCACUCUGGUCAUGCUGGCCUGGAUUGACCUGUUCACUCUGCCCAUUGUGUACGAGAAGUACCAGGUACAGAUUGAUGAAGCAGUCGGCAAGGCACACACCCAGAUCAAUACCGUCAUUGCCAACAUCAAGACCAAGAUCCCCUGGUUGAAGAAGAAAGAGGAGUAAAUCAACCUCCUUCCCAGAGCCGUGUUCUCUUGAUGUCAACGUCAAGACACGAUCAAGUACAGCAGCAUGUUAUAUGAGGCAUGAUUGUAUCAACAGCCACCAAGCACUAUAAGAAAAAGAUUACAAAACACAGACCAGCUUAUCUCCAUAAAAAAAAAUUAAGAAAAAUCAAGUAAUACUAAAUAUGCAUUGAGAUACAUGUAAAGAUAAAAUAUAUAAGAUCAAAUGUAAAACUCCACAGGCAACUUACUAGGUGUUGAGUGUAAUAUUGUCUUGCUAAGCGAAGAUGACAUUUCUGGUAACGCAGUAAAAUAUUGCUUACGUCCUACGACAAAAUAAAAACAUUGCUCGAUGGAAAUCAAGUUUCAAAAUGUGGGUGAUGUUGUUCUGUCGGUAUGCCGCGCUCCCAGUUAAAACACAGUGUGCAAGUGAAUUAUAAAAUACUGAUCGGAAUGUCCAUGAUUGUCAUGAAAUUAGCUUACAAGCCGAAACGAUCUGUUUUUUGUAUAUAAAGGAUGCGACCAGAAAUAAUUGGCAAAUCUUUAGACCGAACUCACAAAUAACUGGUGUGCUAAUUUUUUAAGAUGGUAUUGGGGUGGUUUUUGUUUGUUUACAUUUUUAAAGCAAAAGCACUUAUGAAUCAUUUUCGUUACAGACCUGCGAAAGAAAGUUUUAUUCCAUUAAAAAUUGAGUCACCAAAGUUUUUGCCAGUAACAAGAGAAGAAUUUCUUAUAAAGUAAUACGCACUUUGAAAACUAGAAAUUAAACACAUGCAGUUCAGGAAAAAACAAUGACGGAUGAAUCGUCAAAAGUGUCGGAUCAAAUUUAAAACAUCUGCAAAACAUCAGCUAUUUGUGAGACCAACGUGCUUAAAAAAUGUUGGGUAGCAGUUUAAGCAUUGCAAACAUAGCGUACGGUGAUUUUCAAAUUUCUCAAUUUCAAGAUACUGCCUCAUCUGUACUGUGUGUAGAAGUUGUGCUGUGCGUUUGGCAUCAUCUUUUGAUCGUGGGACAACAUUGCUGUUUUGUGCUGGCCAGUGUUAAGCUUUUGAUGUGUACAUCUUAAAUGCCUCUCUUUGAUAAAAACAGGAUUGUAAAACUGCUGAACAUUCAACACUCUUGAAAACAAGAAAUUAUCUGUGAAUAAUGAUUCAAAAUCGCUGGAGCAAUCGAUAAAGAUUGCCUUCCGCAAGUGUGUAUGUGUAAAGUAAUCGUAGGCAUGUCAACAUGAUUAAUAUUGAUAUAACGCUAAUAUUACAAGUUUUAAAAGAAGAAAAAAACACUAAAUAUUGAGAUUGCUGGUUGCAGCAUUAUUUUGUACAGAGGAUGUUCAGUGUUAUUCAUGUAUCAUUUGAUUGAGUGCAGUAAUGGUUUACAAGGUAUAGCCAUAUCUGAAUGGAGCUAAUGGCUUACGGCUUUGCCAUACUUUCACCAAAGUGUGUAUCCAUAGCCGUACACAGAAAUUGCCCGAUUCGGAUAUGGCUUAACACCGACCUGCAGCCAUUUUGUCUUGUACCCUGAAUUCUCUAACCAUUCAGUGUCAUCACAGCACAGGUAUCAGCCUAUUUUACACUGAGGCUGCCUCUUCGUGAGGCUACGUCCGUAUAACUUGGCUUUCAGUUACACUUGCGGCUAUGGACACGGCUGUGGCUACUUCCCAUAGAUGCGUGUGUUACUACAAGCCGUAGCCAUGUCAUUUGGAUGCAGCCGAGUCUCAUAAACUUCUUAAUUUUCAAAAUGGCUGCAGCAUGAUCAGUGAUAUGACAGUUGUAAUCGUAGCUACAUGGCAGAACCAUGUAUUGAAGAGUUUGGAUUUUGCUAAUUUUUUCUUAUUCAUCAUCCAAUAUUGUCAUAAAAACUAGGAUACAUAAUUCAAGUUGUAGAAUAGUAGUCCAAGUAUUAGUAGUCUGUAAAUCGCCCGUAAAAAUUGUUCAAUAAAUCUCAUUAAGAGUACAUGUAGGUAGCAGAACACGUGAAAUUGUGUGUACAGCCAAUGUUAUGUGAUUGUGACAGUAUAUUGUACCUUCAAUCAAAUUGUCAUGAUUGUGUUGCCUUGCAGACUAGAUUUCGACUGGACAAUUUAUUGAAGUAGAGGUUAUUGUAAACUCUGCAUUCCUUUGUCUGAAUGAACAAAUAUUUGCAAACAUUUUAAUCCUCUGUUCCUUUUUUUACGUUGCGAAGUGCAGCAUAAAUGAUGUUUCCUAUACACAAUUAUUUACUACUUGAUGCAACAUACGGAGUACCAAAACCUAUAGCCAGUCCUAGUCGAGUUUAAUUAUUCCAAUUUUGAUAAAAACUUUUUCAUUGGCUUUGUUUAUUGUAAUUUCUUAGCAGGAACCUUUUUGCCAUUAAUUUGCGGAUAGCUUUAAUAAAGGCAGGUUGUUCAAUAUUCAUGUUUCUAAGUAAGUGCAGUAUAAAGGUAAAUGAAGACUGUUUCAAUAUUGUAUUCUCGUGUAAGUAAGUAUCGAAACGGAACGGUUUGUCAAAAAAGAGGGUUUUUUUAUGGUGGAGCAACUCUGUCUUUGGUGACUAGAGUUUGCUCUUUGUCUGGGUCAUUUGCCAAAAGCUGGCUUCAUUUCAGGUUCAGCACCAAAAUGGUUUAUUAUAAAUAAAACAAAUAUGAGCUUCUAUUGCUCAAACAAAAUGACCUCAUAGUAGAUUUGGUGUUCAGUACCAGGAAAUGCCUGUGUAGUGAUCCGAAAUAGUGAAACUGGAGGCUGAAGCCGAAGUGCAUAUGAAGCCAUGAUUUGGAAACACCCAUCCUUCAAGAAAUAUGUAAUUUGUUGUAAGGUGUUCCGUUAUUCCCGUAGACACGAUAACAUGACCUUCCUAACUUACAAGAGAAAAUCAUAAAAUCAUCCAGUUCAUUGCAAAACACUUUUUUGUGAUAUUCAACAUCGCAUCAACACCAUGGUUUUUUUUACAUUGAGAAUCUGAAUGUAACAGUCGUUGUGACAAUCCUUUUGUUCGUUUUUGUAGGUCAUGCUUGCCAUAAAAUGCAGUUUUUGUUUUAUAAGUUGCUAUUUGCUAAGCAUUUUGGUUUAAAACUUGCAACUUACAUGGUCUUGCAUCUCAGUGCAAAUAUUAGUGUGCUUUCAUUUUUUUUUUAAAUCAAUAUGUUAGCAACUCUUCAGCAUAGCACCAAAGGGAGUUGAAAAUUUUUAAACUUAAAGUUCUAUCCCUGAUAAUAGUGCAAUUUUCUGGAAUUGAAAAUUCUGAUUUCUCUGGGUUUGAUUUCUAUAAAUUGUUUAAAAAAAAAAAAAAGCUCUGUAAAUAUUUAAAAUGUAGCAGAGUGACUUUUUUCCUUAUUACUAGUGCACAUUAUUGUGCUCAGAAAUCCAAAGUAAUCUUAGAUUAGAAAAGUAGACGCCUUGUAAAGUUGCUGCUUUUGCAUGACUUUUUGUAAUAUUACUUGAAUGUACCUCUGGAAGUCCGUGUUGUUUGAAUGUUGAACCUUUUCCCGUUUACAAAAAAAAGCACAAGUCGAUGAAUUCAUCAGGAAUAUAUUGGAUACUCAACUUCGAAUGAUUAGCCUGUCGCAAACUGAAUGCGUCAAUUAAUAGUACAGACGUGAUUUUAUUUUCUACUAGCCAUUUCUGUAACAUUAAAGGGUUGUAUGUUUUAAAUCGUACAAGGGUGCAUAUACACCAAUUCGUGCACACUAUCACCAUACAUUCACGAGGGCCCCCAUCAAUGGCGACAGCAUUAUGCUAGCUAUUGUACAAAGCAACUGCCCUAUGAUGGAUUAUCUGAACAGUGGUAGUGUGCUUGGAUUGGUCAGAAGAUGUAGAAAUUUCAUAUUUUCUCUGAUUUAUUGGCAGUUUUCAAUUCUCAUAAUUAAGUCUGAUAAUUAAGAGUACAGCGCUUUGAUAUUAAAUAGGGCCAGUCAAUAAAAACUUGCACCGAUUAAAAAAAGAUGUUAAAAAUAUAUGCCAGUCAACUGGUUGUGGCAUUUGUAAAAAAAAUAUAUAUCAUCAUGUGAAAUUAACAAUGCUGUUCUUUCAUUUGGUGCAAAUUUGUGAAGGUUUGUCCAAUCAGCUGUAGUCAAAUGAUAUUACUUUGUUUAAGAGUAUCAUGUGUAUGACGUACAUACCCUUAGUGUUUCAAGAAAUGUUUAACAGUAUUCAGGCAUGUUCAAUUAAUGAAGAUAACAUUUCAUAAAAAUGACAUUUUUAUGUUUCUAUUGUUAUUUGAAAUGAGCUGUGGAAGUGACUUAUAAGUUUAUAAGUUUUGAGAUUUAUAUUGUAAUUUUUGGAGAUUGUUGCAUAAUGGAAAUCUUUCAGUAGUUGAGAAUUGCUUGUUAACCCAAUUUUUUUUAUUUUUUUCCCCUUUUUUGGUUUAAGACAAUUGUGCUGGUAAGAGAAAGACAAUGUAGAAAACAAUUUAGAGUGAUUAGGUUUUUGCAUUUGGCAUUCCCUCGCAGUGUGAUGCUGUAUUAAUUACAAAAUUAAAUAAAAACGUGACUGUUAAAGCCCAACAA
Patiria miniata (bat star) is the source of this 5697-nucleotide messenger RNA. RefSeq names its product reticulon-1-A-like. Bases 175 to 1218 code for a protein of 347 amino acids. Lineage: Eukaryota; Metazoa; Echinodermata; Asteroidea; Valvatida; Asterinidae. The record is from RefSeq and is a predicted model, not a curated record. The transcript has 9 exons.